GGCAGCACUCCGCCGGCAGGGCACGCGGGCGCUGCGGGGCGGCAAGAUACCCACCAUAAACCUGAAUCAGUCCCGCGCCCUCACCUUCCUGUGGACCGUCACGGAGGGCAUCAUCGCCGCCAUGGACGAGCUGGAAUCUGCCGUACAAGCCGCGCUUGCCGUACAACGACCCCCGCCAUCCUCCUUCUUACCCUUCUCCUUAUCUACGUUAUUACCUGCCUCCUGGAUGCGACCGAGGCCUCAAGCGGUUGCCACAGCAACCGAAGCCAAACCAACUACCACCGCCAACACAACCGACAAAUCCACCUCCAAACAUUCAGCUUCCAAGCACGGAGACGGCAGCAGCACCGGCAACCGCAGCAGCCGGCCAACACAGCGGGAUCCGGAUCUGGGCAACAGCAGCCGGGAAAGCGCCGCCGCGGCCCCUGACGUCACGACUGCCCGCGUCAGUUCGGGCAGCGGUCACGCAUCCAGCGACCACGUCUCCAAAUCCUCGAUGUACGACGAGAGUUUCGUAGCCCUAGCGCAAACUGCGGUCGGUGUUGCUACUACAGGCAAUGCAGCUCUGCAGGCGGAGAGCUCUGAAUCUCGGGAUGCCGCGAUGGCCGCGCCGGACGUUGAAGGCGUAAAGGCGAGGAGUAGUGCAGGCAGCGGGGGGCAUGAGGACGGGGAAAGAGGGGGUGCCGGGGCGGUGGUGGUUGAGCUAACAAAGCCGAGGCGAGUUGGACUGUUUGUGGGGCUGCUUCAGCGGCGGGCAGCUGGGUCACAACAGCAGCAGCAGAAACAACGGCAAGAGCAGGUGCAUGAUCAGAAGCAGGCGCAACCAUCAACACCGUCGCUAGAGCAGCAGCAGCAGCAGGAAAAGGUGGUUGGCGGUUGUUGGAGCGGUUGGGACCAACGGUGGCGGUUGGUCGCCAAGGAUUGGGAGUGGGCGAUGGUGCUGUUGAAGUUAACCCUGGCCAUACCCGCACUGCAAAACACGCCCUCCAUGAUAACCGGCAACCUGCGGCUGCUGUUCGCCGGUGGCGCCGCCGGCCGCCGUACACUGAUGACGUCACGUAACUGCCAGUUUGGUGUGAAGUACUGGCUGGCCAGCAGUGUCGUACUCUGCAUCAUUUUGGGUCUAGCCAGCCGGCCGGAUGUGGAGGUAAUGCGUCGCUUCUCAAUGCUGUACGCCUUCCUGGCGACAGCGGUCAGCAUGACGGAUCGGGUUGAGUCCACCCUGAGUCGCACCCUGCAGCGGGUGGGCGGUACCGUGUGCGGCGGGGCGGUGGGGCUGCUGGUGCUGCUGGCAAAGCCGCUGGCUCGCUCCCCCGUGGGGCUAAUGGCGGUGGUGUGCGCGGUGACAUUCCUGAACGGUUGUUUCGCAGCGCAUCGCUACAUGUACGGAUUUGUACUCGCUCUCAUCACCGUACAAUCCAUGGUGCUUUGCCAGUACGGCACCAACUGCUGCGACUUUGCCGUACACACGCUGGAGUUGUUUGCGGCGCGGGAGGUCUCCGUACUGAUCGGUUGCACACUGCCUGUCAUCUUCUCUCAGGCGGUGCUACCCUGGUUCACCUCCGAUUGGGCGCUCGAGAAGAUGGCUGGCGCCUGUCUGGGCGCUGCGGCCCUGGUACGGCAGCUGUACGAGCAGUACUACAUGGAGCACCUGCGGGCGCACUUGGGCUACCGGGGGGUGGCGGCGACUGCGGAGCUGCUGCGGCGGUUCGGGCGGG
This is a messenger RNA of Astrephomene gubernaculifera, 1718 nucleotides long. NCBI's taxonomy places the organism in Eukaryota, Viridiplantae, Chlorophyta, Chlorophyceae, Chlamydomonadales, Astrephomenaceae. The record is from the annotation of a GenBank genome assembly.